AAAUUAAAUGUUAAUAUGUUUAUUUUUCAAUCAAUAAAGUCUGUUCUCUCUUUGGAAAAGGCCCGGAUCAAGAAGAUCAUGCAGACAGACGAGGAGAUUGGCAAAGUGGCCGCCGCCGUCCCUGUCAUCAUCUCUCGGGCGCUGGAGCUCUUUCUCGAAUCCUUGCUGAAGAACGCCUGCCACGUGACGCAGUCCAGGAACGCCAAGACCAUGACAACCUCGCACCUGAAGCAAUGCAUAGAGCUGGAGCAGCAGUUUGACUUUCUGAAGGACCUGGUUGCCUCCGUGCCGGACAUGCAAGGCGAUGCAGAGGACAACCACAUGGAGGGCGAGAAGGUUUCCAGGAGGGGCCGGAAGCCAGGUAGCGGACGGAAGAACGGUGGCACGGCAGGCAAAGGAAGGGAUGCAAAGCAGUCCGGCACGGAUUCUGAGCAAGAGGACGACUCGGAAGAUAGCGAGAGCAACGGGGAAGAAGAGAUGCCCCAACCUGCGCCUCCUGUGCGACCCGUCACCCAUCUCUCCACCACCCCAGCGCCAUAUUUACACUUCCCUACUCCUCCGGUCUCUGCAAUACCUCUGCCAGUCCCGGCCCAAUUGGGGACCAUGCCAGCAGGACCCCCGCCAGCUCCACUUGCGCCGGUCAAGGAAGACGACGAAGAGGAAGACUACGAUUCCUAACCCUCCGUUGGUUUUAGCUGCUGCCAUUUUGGAGACGCCAGGGGUUGGGGGGAGGAAGGAUGCCGCCAGGUUUGGACUGUUCUUAAAUGUAUUAAAACACCGCGAAACUGGUAGGAGCGCCGGGCGUGGGGUUUCUUUCUCCCUGCUAAACUCAGUCCCUAAAUGGAGGACGGACGGCGACCCGUUGGUAUCCCUUUCCCUCCACGUCCCCACGGCACGGUCCCUUGUUUGCGUUCUUGAACCCGGGAAAGAAAAAUUCAGCGAGAGUUAGGUUGUAAAGCAAUUUUGUUUUUUAAUCGAUCAUUUUCUUUUUCAUUAAAAAAAAAGGACAACAAAGGAA
This is a messenger RNA of Sceloporus undulatus (fence lizard), 1018 nucleotides long. It is a transcript of the gene DRAP1, whose product is annotated as DR1 associated protein 1. The record is from RefSeq and is a predicted model, not a curated record. Lineage: Eukaryota; Metazoa; Chordata; Lepidosauria; Squamata; Phrynosomatidae. Gene Ontology annotation, biological process: negative regulation of transcription by RNA polymerase II; positive regulation of transcription by RNA polymerase II; transcription by RNA polymerase II. The transcript has 6 exons. Gene Ontology annotation, molecular function: core promoter sequence-specific DNA binding; protein heterodimerization activity; RNA polymerase II general transcription initiation factor activity. The coding region runs from base 16 to 678 and encodes 220 amino acids. Gene Ontology annotation, cellular component: negative cofactor 2 complex; nucleus.